AACACUCGCAAUCUUGCCCGCUCAUUCGGUCGAUACCCCGGCCGACGCUUCCAUAGUAUAAGCCUCUCUACUCUCGACCGAAGUUUCUUCCCCUUUCUUCUCCCUUGGUUGCGUAGCCGGCCGUCCUCGCCGGCGAGGUCUCCUUCCCGCUUCAUCUCGUCGUGAUAGAGUGCCGGCUAGGGAGACGAGGACGGAUUCCGGUCUUUCUUGCUCGUUCUUUCGGUGCUCGAUUAGAAAUGAGAGAACAGAGUACUUCCGACGGAACUCUCUCCAUUGAUGAUUUUUAUAUUGCUGCAAAGGCACUUUGUGAACGAUGGAAAAGUGCAAAUUCUACUCUUUCAAAUUGGACCUGGAUACCUUGCAAAAGGAUACCUAUAGGUGUUUCAUAUAAUGACGGAUACCUAUCACUUGAGAAUGUAUACCAUUUAAAUUCGCGCAAGGAUCUUGCGAGCAGUCAUCAAGAGCUCUUUAAAGCAGAACAGCCCGAAGAUAGUGCCACUGUGGUUCAGUUUCCCAGCUGUGUGAUUCAUGAAUAUGACUUCCAUAUCGCUUACAGCUUUUCUUACAGGACUCCGGUUCUUUAUUUUCAUGGACGCCAAUCUGAUGGACAACCUCUGGACUUGGGCGAUAUCCAAAAGGACCUGCCAGAAUACUCACUGAAGCUUUUAAGGGAGUCAAAAUGGACAUUCAUUACAUUGGAGGAUCAUCCUUUUUUGCAUCGGCCUUGGUACAUGCUACACCCUUGUGGAACAAGUGAGUGGAUGAGGUUGCUCCUUUCUGGUGUUCAACAAGAAAACCCUUGUGCUGUUAAUUACUUGGUUUCAUGGCUUUCAGUAGUUGGCCAAGCUGUUGGACUUAGGAUUCCUGCUAGCUUGACAACUAGUUGUUUCAUAGAUUGCUCUUCAUCUUCAAUAGCUUAGGGGCCAUUUGGAGUCACAUUUAUUUCUUAUUUGGAAGAUUUACAUACCUACCACACAAUUCUUUUGUAUUUACAUAUCUAAUACAAAAAAUUCUUUUUUUUAACAUAUAUGCGACCUUGACUAUGUAUGAAAACGGUUAAUCACUUUUUUGAAGUUAAAAUAGUGAUUUUUGUUUA
Molecule: messenger RNA, 1096 nt
Organism: Phalaenopsis equestris
Lineage: Eukaryota; Viridiplantae; Streptophyta; Magnoliopsida; Asparagales; Orchidaceae
Product: ubiquitin-like-conjugating enzyme ATG10
Exons: 7
Coding region: 237-920 (227 amino acids)
Biological process (GO): macroautophagy; protein modification by small protein conjugation; protein lipidation
Cellular component (GO): intracellular anatomical structure
Molecular function (GO): Atg12 transferase activity
Source: RefSeq, a predicted model, not a curated record